AUCAUUUUUUUACCUAUAGAGAGUGGCAGGUGUAAGGUCAUGAACCUUAUUCAAUGUACUCAUUCUAUUCUUAUGUUCAAUGAAAGGUCGAACAGCAAUUUAUUAGCUAUUAGCAAAACAAAGUAAUUUUGCUCAUAUUAAGUGCAACAACUGAAAAUAAAAACAAACCAUGAAAUUUUGAUAGUUUAUAAUUUAAAUGUUUAUGUAGUUCCUAGAAUAAUAUGGAUAUGGAGCAAACCAUAAAAACAGAAAUGUUGGUGGACAAAAACAGAAAUAGUUCUAAUAACAUGUGUUUAACUGUUGAACUUUGUGUUGUUUGUGGUGACCGAGCUUCUGGUAGGCAUUAUGGAGCUAUUUCUUGCGAGGGAUGCAAAGGCUUCUUCAAGAGGUCAAUCCGUAAGCAAUUAGGAUAUCAGUGCAGAGGCAGUCAAAACUGUGAGGUUACCAAACAUCAUAGGAAUAGAUGUCAAUAUUGUAGGCUUCAGAAAUGUCUCGCUUGUGGAAUGAGAAGUGAUUCUGUACAACAUGAAAGAAAACCUAUUAUUGAUAAAAAAGAAUUCUUAAAUAAUUCUGAGAUUAAGUUUAACCAAAAUGCUGUAAAUGCUGUAAAUAAAAUUUUUAUUAGAAAAGAUUUGAACUCGGAGUAUGGCCUUCUUCCUCCGUUCUGUCCUAGUGAUUUGGGAUUGCAAUUUUUAAAUAAAAGAAUUGCUAAUAGUACUACAGCUUCAGAAUCUUUUCACCUAUCUCCAAGUCAAGCCAGUGUUGAGGAUGAUGUUUCAAUGGAUAGUAUUAAUGCUAGUACUGAACUUAGUGAUGCCCUAUCUAGUGCAAGAGACAAACAACUUAUUUCAAAAGCUUUAGAUACUAUGGCUAGAGUACAGUGCUUAAAUGGGACAGAUUUAAAUACAUUAACGAGUGAAGAGAAGUGUUUUGAUUAUGAUGGACCUAUUCUCCAAGAGCAAAAUAUGUCUUUCAAUUUGUUGAUACCAGGACCUGUGCCACCUUAUUUAAAUAUCCACUAUAUUUGUGAAAGUGGUUCUAGAUUAUUAUUUUUAUCAGUAUAUUGGGCUAAAAAUAUUUCAGCAUUUCAGCAUUUAAGUUCCGAAACGCAGAUUUGUCUUCUAAAAAAUUGCUGGUCAGAACUGUUCACUCUAGGAUUGGCUCAAUGUUCACAAUCACUAUCAUUAUCAACAAUUCUCUCAGCUCUAAUAAGCCACUUACAUGCAUCCAUAGCUCAGGAUAAAAUGACUGCUACAAAAGUGAAACAGGUCACAGAUCAUAUAGUGAAACUUCAAGAUUUUGUUACUACAAUGAAUAGGCUUCAUGUAAAUGAGCAGGAAUAUGCCUAUUUAAAAGCUAUAACUUUAUUUUCUGCCGACCAGCCAGAUAUAUUAUUAAGGAAACCUAUUGAAAAGUUGCAAGAAAAAUCAUUCCAGGGAUUAAGAACUUAUUUAACUAUCAAUUUUCCUGAUGAUAAUGACAGAUUUCCACGGUUACUACUAUGUUUACCACCCUUAAGAGCAAUUGAAUCGAGUAUCUUGGAAGAAUUAUUCUUUGCUGGCUUAAUCGGACAGGUUCAAAUUGAUAAUGUUGUACCAUAUAUUUUGAAAAUGGGAAACACUACAUCUUCCUCGAGUAAUAAUAGACAAGUAAAAAUGGAGCAUCAUCUAGAUGAUUUUUUUUGUAAAUAAGUGCAAAUUUAAUCCUUUGAUGGAAUUCUAAGUAGUUUGUAUAACCACAAUAUUUCCUUUAACUAAAUGCAUUGACGUCGAUAAUGUGUAAUGAGGGAUAUAGGCAUAUUUUAACUGUAUGAUUUUAUUUGUGUCUGCAGGGUAAUUUCCCUUUUUAUUCCGCCAUAUCUACGUCAUUGUUCAAUUUUGAUAAUAUUUAUUUGGGAAGAACUCUUUAACGAAUGUAAAUUAAAUUUUCAUUGAAGAUAUGGUGAUUUAACUUCUACUUAUAUGUGUUUUUGUACUUAUAUUAUUUUGACAAGUAUGUUUUUAUAAUCUUUUGAUAUCAACAGGUAGUCUUGUAACAUAAAAGAUAACUGAAGAAAUAUUUGAACUUUUUAAAAAUUGAAUAAAUUUUGUUAUAUAUUAAAUCAUGGCAAAUUUAUAUCAUGCAGCAUUCAAGUUUGCUAUUUGAAUAAAAUACAAAGUUUUAUAUUCAGAAUGAGAAAACUGGUAUUACUCGGUCUCUAGAGUAGGUAGAAAACUGAAAAAUAAUUGGGGUUUGCUUAGUAAAACAUUUUCGUAACACCAUGGCAACAUGGAAAUGAAAUUUUUUACGAAAAUAUUUUUAAAGCUGAUAUGCAUUCCAUGCAUUUUCUUUAUAUCUUACUCGUAGAGAGCGCUAGAUAGAUGGCUCGUACCAAGUUUUAUUAAAUAUCACUUUUUUAACGUUAGAUUUAUUAAUCAAAUUUUCAAGUGAACUGGAAGAUCAUUCAAUUCCAUACCAAAGAGGUAUUUUUGCUAAAAACGAUACUAGGCACUAUUUUCGAAAUUUUUUUAUUUCAAAAUAAUGAAGUAAUAAUUGAUGCCGCUAUAAAGUAAGUGAGUAAAGUAUAAAGUUAAGAAUUAAACAAAAAAUUACAAGAAUAUUGAAAUUUAGACUAAGAACAUAAAAUAAAAUUUAUUCAAAGUAAGUGUUUUCACGAACUUUCAACAUGGUGCUAUUUUUUUUCUGAAUUUGGACAUUUCUAGCAGUCGUAUUCCUUUCCAUCCUUUUAUUUCUAGAUUGCAAAUGGAUUUCUCCUCAAAAUAAAUAGUCUCAUUCAAAAUACUGGCGUCUUAUACUUUUUCUCACGUUAAAUAAAACAUUUAGCAGCUUUUUCCAACAAUUUUUUUAUGUGGUGCUCACGGUGAAUACGAGCAAAACUCACAUGAGCCGAUAGGAAGAAAAUACCAGAAAUCCGUGUGAAAUAUUAAGUAUUUAUAUAAGUGUAUGUUAUUAAUUACAUAUUAAUGACAGGCUGAUAGCAAAGUGUGUUUUCACGUGCUUUAACAUUCAAAGCUUUCUUGUAUACACAAAUCUACCUAAAUCAUUCGACGCUUUUUCAUUAAUGAAAAAGGUUUAUUAAUUUUUAAAUUUGACUGUCUUCUCGGAAAUGAGUAAACUUAUAUUGAUUCAACAAAAUUUGGACCAUGAGAACAUGCCUUUAUUAAUAUUUCCAAUGAAUAAUAAUAAAUAUUGGUUGAUAUAGCAAAUUUCUUCAAUUUUAUAUCUAAUUAUCAAAAGUAAUGUAGGUUUAAAACUUUUGCCAAAGAAUGACAUAUUUUUUAUCCAUUUAUUGAUCUUAAUGGGAUGUUGAAAAUAUCAGAAGAGUAAUUUUCAAAUUUAUUGUGUAAUAUUUUUAUUGUAUAUAUGUAAAAAUGAACGAGAGUUGAAUCGCGCUGGGAGUUGGGUUUCAACAUUCAACUCAAGCCAUAAUCAACAGAAUCGGGGAAGGGUUAGGUUGAUUAUUUGCUCGUUAUACUGGGAAAUGAUCUGAUUCCAAGUCUGCCUUCUUCGCAAAAAGUCAUGUUCGAAAAGGAUUCCGCGGGCAGAAUUAUCAACAAAAGAACUAGGUUUACGGGUUGAACCGCGAGUGAAUUUUGAAAAUUCUCGACGUUUCGGCUCCGAUUUUGAAGCCAUUAUCAAGAGAGAGAUGGGGUUAGGUAGUUAUUCGUUUAUUGGAUUCAAUCAAAGAGGGUGAUUUGUAAUUUAGUCUAGACAAAUUUCCAGCACGGUACAACUCGUGAAAGUUCAUUUAUGGAAGCGAAAUUCUGAAAAGAGUGAAAAAGUGUUCAACUGAAACUAAUUUUUAAAGUUAAAUUCACAUAAAUGUAUAGGUCACUGGCUUAAGAACAUUUAAUAUAAAUUAUUAAGUUAUGCCCAUUUUUAUAAAUAUAUCAUCAUAAGCUGCCAAGAUGAAACUUGGUGAGGUUUCUGAAAGUAUUUAAGAACGGUCUUGAUUAUAUCAUAAAGCAGAGUUGAUCUACUGACAAUAAUAAUAUGGUGUUCACAUUUUUUAUAGUAACACUAUAAAAUUAAUAAGCUUGUUUAAAAUAUCCAAUGAUGUAAAUUAAAAUAAUGUCUAGUCUAUUUUAAUAUUUUUUUGUUGCUGUAGCUUGUGCUAAAUUUCGAAUAGCUUCUCUAUGUGAAUCUUUUUCCUUUUGGUUUUUGUAGUUGUAGUUGAAAUAUUGGAAUGAAGUAUUAUUUAAGUUCAAUUUCUUCCUAGAAUUUUUAAUAUAUUUACUAAGAUAUUUAUUUAAUGCCAAAUUUUUACUAAGAUUUAAUGCGGCUGACUAAGUAAAGUGACUAAUGUUUGAAAAUCCAGCAAGUUGAAGGAUAAAAAUUAUUAAAAAUUAUCUUAUUGCAUAAACAAGUUAGUUUAUGAUUGACAUAUUCAGUUCGGGGUAUCAGUAUUAUAAAAUACUUGAGCAAAACACAAUGAAACAGCGACCAAUAUUGUAAUAAAGUGAGCAAUUCAUUUUGGACACCUAUUGUAGGUGUCAAGUCGAUAAGUCUUUAAUUCCUUGUAAAAUUUUAGUUUAUGCUUAUUUAUAUGCCUAUGAUAUUUUUCCAACCAAGUGUCUUCUUUAAUAGUAUUCAAGAUUGAAUUCGUUUUCUCAAAAAUGUUUCGUUAGAUUUGUCCAAAUCUACUUCAGCGUAACCCCCAUCAACUCCUUAGAACUUAAAGGCGCAGCGGAGUUCCAUCUUAGAAGAAUAAUCUAGUAGCUGGAGAAAGAAGUGCAAUUGCAGCAUAUUGAGCUGCAAUAUAUUACUCAUAGAAUGUAAAUUUUUGCGUGUUUGGAAAAAAGAACAGAGACAUUCAGUUCUCAAGAAUCCCUUUCGAGUUGCUUAUUAUCUUCGUGCUAUUACAAGCGAUUUAUAGUCAUUGCAUAUAAUAAUUUUCCAAUCUCAUAAUAAUACCUAAAACUUUCUUCCAGUUAUUCGAUUACUAUAUAUAUAAUGUCCCCAAAAGAAUUAAAUUAUAUUCAAUUGUGUAUUUUUAAAAAUGACUAUUUCAAAUUCCUGUGCAAAUCAAGUUGUCUUGAGGAAUAUUGUGUUAGAUUUUUUAGUAGAUAUUUUUAAUGUUGGCACAAACAUUAGUAAUUAUAUUAAAAAUAUGUAUGUUAAAGAUUAAGUGUAUUUCGGAAUUUUUUUGUUCACUAAUUAUUUUACGAAUUAGGCAUUAAGUCCUCCAGCAAUGCAACUUGUGAAAUUGAGUUGUUUCGGCACCUUGUCAUAAUGAAAUCAAUCGAACAAACAUGGUCAAUCACAUUAAGUAAUUGGAUGUCAUCUGCAAACCAAGGGGAUAUGGGAACGUUUACAAAUUAUGUAAGGUAUUUUUUUGGAAUAUUGGAUGUGCCCUACCUCCAUUUAAGGAAAUGUCAGGUUUGAAGAUAUCCACCCCCCUCUCUUACGUAAGAAAUAUGGUUGAAAAUAUUUAUAUAUUUAAGAGUUCAAAUCACAGUAAACAAUUCUUAUAUAAUGACACUACUUGGAAAUGAAAUAAUUAAUUAUACUUGCAUACAUCAUAGCUAUUAUAAAUUAUUUCAUUAUCUUUAAUCUAAAGAACACCUUUUAAAAAUUACUUCCACAUCUUCGCUAUCGAUCCAUUCACAAUCAAUAUCUUUUUCAUUAUUUGAAUUCUCAAUAACAUACAUUUUAUCAUUUUUUCUUGAUUUUAAGAUAGCAUUGGAUGCAAUUUUUUUAUGCUUUGGUUCUAUGGCCCAACAUGUGCGCAAUUGCUUCUUUCUUCGAUGCAAAAUACAUUCCACAAGUAAUACAAACUCUGUUCUUCAAUUGAUCUCUUACUGAUGAUGAACAGUAAUAAUCAUAUGGCAUCAUCUUUAAGGUUGAUAAUCAAUUGACAAAUUUAGAGACAUUUUUGGAACAAACCUCACGUAAGGUCAAGUGAAUCUCACCCUCAAUGAGUAUUCAACUCCACCCACCACUCAACGAGCCUUACGUAAUUUGUAAACGUACCCUAUAUCUAAAGUAACUCUGCACACCUGUAAGAUUUUCCGGGAUGUGAUUUAUAUAAAAUAGAGUUAUUUUCCUUGAAAUACUUUUCUUCACUAAAUAAACCAUCUAAUGUGUUUGUUCUAUAACAGAAAAUAAAUAGUAAUUCAAUAAAACCUCAAGCCUAUAAAAUAAGUCUCUAGAAAUUCUAUAUACGUAACAAACAAAAAAUUACAUAUUUAUUAUCUCUGGUCCGGCAUUGCAUUAGUACUAGUAGUUCCUUUGACUUUUUCUAAAGAUAAGCUAAUUUAUGAUAAGCCGUUUUUUUCAAACAAUUACUGAAUACCAUGUUUGUAAUUAUUUACAUAUUGUUGCAACGUUGGUUAAAUAAUAAUGAUAUAUUUUAGUGCAAUGCACAUUUUCACUAUGUGAUAAUCGCAAAAGGUGACGUGCCUUUGGAUUUAAUAUAUUUAGACAAUAUUGUAUAUACUCUGACAACAGUGUAAAUGUAUUUUGGAAUUGCAAUACAUAUUUUUUACUUAUA
Molecule: messenger RNA, 6493 nt
Organism: Diorhabda sublineata
Lineage: Eukaryota; Metazoa; Arthropoda; Insecta; Coleoptera; Chrysomelidae
Product: nuclear receptor subfamily 2 group C member 1-like
Exons: 5
Coding region: 222-1691 (489 amino acids)
Biological process (GO): regulation of transcription by RNA polymerase II; cell differentiation; anatomical structure development
Molecular function (GO): RNA polymerase II cis-regulatory region sequence-specific DNA binding; zinc ion binding; nuclear receptor activity
Source: RefSeq, a predicted model, not a curated record